Messenger RNA from Phytophthora sojae, 1671 nucleotides. RefSeq lists its product as hypothetical. Lineage: Eukaryota; Oomycota; Peronosporomycetes; Peronosporales; Peronosporaceae. The coding region runs from base 1 to 1671 and encodes 556 amino acids. The record is from RefSeq and is a predicted model, not a curated record. The transcript has 2 exons.
AUGCGCGAGGCUACGGUUGCUGUUGGCUCUGUCGCGUUCGUCGGUCCCGCCCACGUUAACGCUCUGACCGAGUUCCGCUACGUGCGCGUGAUAAACCUGGAUGGAGAAGUGGCCACGGUCGCGCCCAUUGACCUUGACGCCGACGAUGAAGACGACGAAGACCUCGGCGAGGAAAUCGGCGUCAAGGUGCUAAAACGCCGCCUUGUCUCUGAUGAGGAGCGUGCGCUGUGGCCCGGCACCUACGUCGGCCAUCCAAUUGCCUUUAUCCAGCCCGACGGACCCACCAUGGAUCAGUGGGACUUUGGCCUCGUCACGGGUUAUCGCAUGGUCGGCGCGGAGGGCUGGCUUCACGUUCGACACGCCAACGGUACCUGCAAGGUAGCCAUCCAGCAGAUGUCCAAUGCCAUCAAGGUGGACUGGAUCAACUACGCACUCCAUCCCAGCGCCGGCAAAAACGCUGCGGUCGUCCACGCAGUCGAACUGGUCGAAAUCAUGGACGGAAGACUGGCGUCAUGCAACAGGAACCGCGAUGUGCCAGCCAAGGCUACCCGUCAGAAGAUCGCACAAGAACUGCACGAGCUUGCAAGCGACGAGUCCGACAUCGAGGAGUCGGUCCCGCCCACCGCAGUGGACGACGACGACCUUCAAGCUGUACUACUUCAAAACCGGCCCCUCACGUUCAGUCGCCUGGCUGCUGGUCAGGGCGACAUGUCGUCCACUAUGCUGGACGCCACCGAUGACGCCCGCAGACGCUCGACCACUACGUUCCGACCGACAACCUACGAGCAGCAGGUUCACGACGCAAUCACCCAUCCGGACAACAAAGGUAAGGACGCCCAAUGUGUGCUUGAAUAUGCUCAACAGGCUCGUGAUGUCAACUUUCGCCGAACCCCUCCGGUGCUACGUGGCGCUUACGACUUUGGAUUCCAUGUCCGGGGACUAUCGGUGGCUCACUUCGCGCAAUACACAGCAAAGAUGAUGUUGAAUGACACGACAGCGGUCGUGAACAUGAGUGACUUCUCCCGUAAGAACUGCCUGCCAGCGACGCCCAGUUCCCUGUCCUACUCGGAGCUAAUCGACUCCCUCCGCAACCUUCGUCAAUUCGGUCGAACUUUCUACAACGCGACAACUGUGGACGUGCUCGACGCCGCCGCAGUCUUUGUUGAAGCAUUCGGUGACGGUGGCGAGCCCGACAUUGACACGACUCGCCGGAUUUUGUUAUGGCUCAACAUGAAGCUCGGCAAGUUUCGAGGACUGGUUCUUUCCGGGGGGAUAGGAGCAGCGGUCUGCGUCAAAAGCGAGUUUUCCCUGCACGACCCGCUCCUAGCCAAACUACUGUACGAACAACAACAGGCAAAAAUCGCCGACCUGCUAGCGCAACUGGACGCGAGAUCACCCGUCGCCCUCACCGGACGUGCAAGCGGUCGUGACUCCCGCCCCGAGAAGCAGAGCGGGGUUCCCAAGGUGGUGCUGCGCAAUCUGCCGAAACAAGGUUCUCUUCAAUUGUGCAUGAAAUAUCUCUCUCGUGCUGAUUGCUCAGGCAACGGUGUGCCCGGCAAGUGCUUCUCAGCUAAACGCGCGCACUUCCGCCCCAAAAUGCUACCGGCCAACGUGAAAGAGUACAUCGAGCAGCGCUUCGGUGGACUCGCCCCCGACGUUGCCGACCAGUGA